AUGGAAUGCAACAAGGACGAGGCCAUCAAAACGAAGGAGAUUGCAAAUAGAAAAAUGCAAAAUGGUGACUUUAAAAGGACAAGAAAGAUUGCAUCAAAGGCGCAACAACUCUACCUUGAACUAGAGAAUAUUUCCCAAAUGUUGACGACUCGAGAGGUUCAUUGUUCCGCACAAAACAAACUAAAUAGUUCAACAUGGAUUGGUAUGAAAUUCUCCAGUAUCGAGCGCUCUUCUAAAAAGACACCGAUUUACCUUGAGCAAUUUUAUAGCGAGAAAGAGGCAACGAAAAAUAAUGCCAAACAAACACACCUUAAGCUUGCUAUCCGACGGCGUCACUUUUGUACUGUACUAAAGCUACUAACCAGCCCACAGAUUGACAAAUCACCGCCCCCAGAUUUCUCGAAGCAGCAGCAAUCACUGAAGGAGAGGAGUAGGCAGAUUUUCACUUACUUCUUUGUUCGUCUGCGAUCGUUUCGGAGGCAGACGAGAGGCAAUGGCCUCCGCCAUGAAAAUCGUAUUCGGACUCCUAAUGGAUUUCUCAUUGGGAUAAUGACCAAGAAGCAGAAGAUUUGCGUAUUGGAUAUGUAUGUUUUCUAUCUGGCCUCCUUGAUUGCCGUCAAACCUGAAAUUAUUAGCUGGUCACCGCGAAUUAUUGUAUUACAUAAUUUUUUGAGCAUGGAGAACAUGCUAGCUCUUCCUUUGGGUGGUGGGAGGUGGGGUGUUGGAGAGGAUUUCAGCCUUCGUUUUUCCCUAAGAAAGCUAGCAGAGCUCAAUUGUGCCAUCACAACAUUUAUAUCUGAUGCACAGCGAUCUAUUGUUUACAGCUACAUAUUGCUUCUUGAUGAAUGUGAUUAUCUUAGAGCCAUGGCUAAACCUCGGCUUCGAACUUCUACUGUGGUGGAUGUAAAAACAGGGAAGGGAGUUGAAAGUAAGGUAAGGACAAGCUCUGGAAUGUUUCUGAGUUCAGAAGAGAAGAAGUAUCCAAUGGUACAGCGUGGUGGUCAGCGAGUAGCAACAAUGCUGAUGUACUUAAGCGACAAUGUUGAGGGUGGGGAAACAUAUUUCCCAAUGAUCCCUUAUCUUUGCCACCCUCAUCUCAUCCCAAUUACAGAAACUCUCCAGGAGGAGGAGGAGGCUUUUGUUAGGAAUGAAAUGCGCAAAGUGCAGUGCCUCCCUCAGUUCCAAUUGGCUCUGGCUAGGGUGCUUGCUGGUUCAGGUAAAUGUAGCUGUGGUGGAAAAGUUGUGGAAGGGCUGUCUGUAAAACCAAUCAAAGGAGAUGCGGUGCUUUUCUGGAGCAUGGGACUAGAUGGCCAGUCAGACCCUAACAGCAUACACGGAGGAUGUGAGGUUAUUUCUGGGGAGAAGUGGUCAGCUACAAAAUGGAUGAGGCAAAGAACUACUUCCUGA
Messenger RNA from Dovyalis caffra, 1407 nucleotides. NCBI's taxonomy places the organism in Eukaryota, Viridiplantae, Streptophyta, Magnoliopsida, Malpighiales, Salicaceae. The record is from the annotation of a GenBank genome assembly.